Pestalotiopsis fici W106-1 is the source of this 1131-nucleotide messenger RNA. RefSeq lists its product as uncharacterized. Gene Ontology annotation, molecular function: oxidoreductase activity. The record is from RefSeq and is a predicted model, not a curated record. The coding region runs from base 1 to 1131 and encodes 376 amino acids. The transcript is spliced from 2 exons. NCBI's taxonomy places the organism in Eukaryota, Fungi, Ascomycota, Sordariomycetes, Amphisphaeriales, Sporocadaceae.
AUGGCUUCCGAAUCUUUUAGCUGCCAACCUAUCGCCCGUCCGGCUGGAUCGGACAUUGAUUUCGGUGCUGAAGUCACUGGACUUGACCUUGAGAACUUGACUGAUGACGAUUUCGACAAGCUGCGCGGCGCUCUUUACGAGAACCAAGUUGUAGUCAUCCGCAACCAAAAGCAACUCACACCAAAGGCACAAUACAGUCUCACACGGAGAUUUGAUCCCGAGACGGACAUUUACAGCCACGGAAAAUCCAUCGACAAGCGCAGCGUCUUGCACGCCGACUUGAAAACCAUUCCCCACCAACCACAAGUCCAGGUCAUUGGCCACGGCUUUGUCAAGUCCUUUGAGGGUCUUGAGAACAUUCAGCUCAAGCACCCGCACCACAAGACCUUCCACAAGCACCCUAUUUCUCCUGAAAAGGAUGCAGACUUUACCCACUUUUACCGGUGGCACAUUGACUCGGCCAUGUACGACCUGGACCCCCCAAUGGUGACUUCCCUGCUGGCCGUAUCCGUACCCGGCGGGCGGAGACAGACUCUGCUGUACGACGACGGCACCGGCGCGCAAAUGGACGUGCCCCUCGGCACCACGGCCUUUUUCAGCGGCUACCGGCUCUACGAUCUCUUGUCCGACGACGAAAAGGAGUUUGUACGCGGCAGCAAGGUCGAGUACGCGGCACACCCGUAUAUUUGGAUGAGCAAGGCCAAGGCGCGGUCCAACGGGCUGGGCCUCUUCUCCGACGGCCUCGAGCUGCCCGAGGACCAGCUCCCCGCCGUCGAGGGCGACAAGGUGCGCGUGUACCCCAUGGCGUGGCGGAACCCCGUCACGGGCAAGCUGGCCGUCAUGGUGUACCCGACGCCGAUCCGGCGCAUCCACCUGGCCGACGGCACGGUGCUCGAGGAUCUGGCCGAGGUGCGCGAGCUCGUGUACAAGCUGCAGCGCCGGGCCAUUGACCCGCACCUCGUCUACCCGCACGACUGGAAAGAGGGCGAUCUGGUGCUUUUCAACAACCACGGUGUGAUGCACUCCAUUGUCGGCUCGUUCGGGGAGGGCGAGACGAGGAUAUUCCGUCAGUGUAAUAUGGCCGCCAGCCGGCCACCGCAGGGUCCACUCGUCGAGACUGUACAAUCAUAA